CCCCUUCCCAUAAAAACCCACCAAAAUUCACACAAAUAUUGAACUUAUAAGUUCAAGCCUCAAAUACACACCCAUCCCCAUCUCACAACAUCUCCCACCUUCUUUCUUCUCUUCAUUUCUCUUGGCUUUGGUGGGUUUUCUUGUUUUUGUGUGUGAGCAAGAAAACCGCCUUUCCACUGUAUUCCCUCAACUCUCAACCUACUAAACCAAAUCCAACAAAAGAAUAAGGCAAAACCCACAAAUAAUCUUUCUCUCUUUAUCCUUUUCUUCUCCAUAACAUAACACAUGUUUGCUAGUUAUAAACCAUAAAUGGGUUCUUAAUUUUUCUGGGAUUAUUUCAUUUUUACCAUUUUUUUCAAUUUUAUGUGAUAAUUUCCUACAUUUCCUCCAUACAACACCCAUUUUUCCUGAAUCUGAAGUUUUCUGCUGAAUCUGGAUGUACCCAUUUGUUUAAAGAACAUUGGAAUUUGGAAUUUUUGUUUUUCUAAUAUUGUGGGAAAUUAAUUUGAUUAAUUAAAACGAGCUCUCUUUUCCCCAUCAAGGUCACCUUUUAGCAACUAUGGAUAGGGAUACAUGGGUUAGCCAUUAUCAGUAUGGCUCUGUAAUCAACCCUGUCAAUUUUGAUUCUUACUCCGAAUUCGAUGAUGAAGUGAGCAAAGACGUCGUGUCCGUUGACUCGGCUCUCCCGGAUGACAUAUUAGAGAGAAUCCUUGCCUGUCUCCCUAUCGCGAGCAUUUUUAGAGCCGGGUGUGUUUGCAAGCGAUGGCACGAAAUAGUCACUUCGAAGCGUUUUAUGUGGAAUUUUACUGUCAAUGUUCUAUCACAUAAGCCCUGGUAUUUCAUGUUUACCAACAAUGAUGAGUGUUUCGGGUAUUCAUAUGAUCCCGCCCUUAAGAAAUGGUAUGGCAUUGAUCUCCCUUACUUUGUUACCUCGAAUUGGUUUGUCGCUUCCUCUUUCGGUCUUGUUUGCUUUUUGAACAACGAUAGCCAAAGCGAUCUCUAUGUUUACAAUCCGAUUACUAGAAGUAGCAAAAAGCUCGUUGAACCUUCCGGUAAAUUCUCCGAUUACAGUGCUCUUGCAAUAUCCGUAGACAAGAAGUCUCAUAAGUACAAUGUGUCCAUUGUUAAAUCGAAACAAGUCCCGAAUAACUUUUAUCAAUGGGAUCUUUCCAUUCAUGUUUACAACUCUGAGACUAUGAUGUGGGUGAUCUCACUUACGGAAGUGUUGAAUGGGUGGAGAGCGGGUGAUGAGUGUGUGAUAUGUGAUGGUUCGCUUUACUUCUUGCUUUACUCUACCGGUGGUGGAAUGCCCGAUAAUCGUCAUGGCUUGAUCAAAUACAAUCUCUCGAGCCGUUCAUCUCAUGGGUUACUGAUGCGGAAUUUCAUCCCCGCCCCAUGCUCGUUGACAUGUGGUCGAUUGAUGAACCUCAAGGAGAAGUUGGUUAUGGUUGGGGGGAUCGGAAAACAGGAUCGUUCGGACAUCAUCAAAGGGAUCGGCAUCUGGGUCUUAAAUGGAACUGAAUGGCAAGAGGUUGCUCGGAUGCCGCAUAAGUACUUCCAAGGGUUCGGAGAAUUCGAUGAUGUUUUCGCUAGUAGCGGUACGGGUGAUCUGAUCUACAUUCAGAGCUACGGCGCACCGGCUUUGCUUUUGUUUGACAUGAACCAGAAACAAUGGAAAUGGUCUCAAAAAUGCCCAGUUACUAAGAGGUUCCCCCUUCAGCUUUUCACUGGUUUUUGCUUUGAACCUAGGCUUGAAGUUUCUGCUUAAAAGCAUUGCUAUUUGCUACUCAAUACUCAUUCCAAUAGGUAUAUCACGUGGGUGAAUUUAUUUUUUUUUAAUUUUAUAAAUUUUUUUUUUCCUUAAUGGUUCGUCUAUUGCGUUGACCCUAUCUUUGACGGAAUUCAAUGAUAUGAUGAUGAUGAUAAUGAUGAUGGUUCGUCUACCUGGUGAUUGAAGACUCACUUUCGUUUUUUCGACAAAGUUCGAGCAUUACUACUAAGAAACGGUUCAUUUCCUUUCCUAUAACUCGUUUAGGGUUCUUGAGCCUUACUACUAAGAAAUGGUUCGUCUAUAUGAUGAUGAUGAUGAUACCGAUGAUGGUUCGUCUAUUGGUGAUCGAAGACUUUCACUUUUGUUCUUUCGACAAGGUUCGAUCAUUACCGCUAAGAAAGGAAAAUUUUCAUUUUCGUAUAACCCAUUGAGGAUUCUUCAGGCUUACCCCGGAAAAAAAAAAGAAAAAUCUACCUAACCCCACCAAAAUACCAAAUCUUUUUUAUUUUUUUUAUUUUAGUUUUUUUUUAUUUUUUGGCUUAAAUUGAUAUCUAUCUUUCAGAAGAGUGAACAGGAAAAACAUACCAGCUGGAAAAUGUCUGCAUCUCAAACACAUUUAUAAUCUUUUUGCAUUUUCUUAGCUGAACUUCAAGUACAAGUUCUGAUCACCUUGGGAUUGAAAAAUCAAAUUUAUGUGUUAAAUCAUUCUCACUUUUUUCUUUAAUUUAUUAUGUCUUUUUUUUUGUUUGUUUUAUACUUCUAUAAACAACAAAUUGGUUGUUUUAUACUGUGAAGCAGACAAAAUUGACAUAUUAUGUCUUUUCUGUUUUUUUUUUCUUUUCCUAUUAUUUCGUUUAUUUUGCAUCAUUUAAGGUUUUAAAACCCGCAUAAUUUUGAAAUGAUGCAAAAUAAACGAGACUAAUAAAUAUCAUUAAAAAAUAAUAUUAAAUUAUUAUCAUGUAAUUGUCCUUGUAUGUAUGGUUGGUUGUGAACAUUAUUUUUGUC
Molecule: messenger RNA, 2776 nt
Organism: Amaranthus tricolor (Joseph's coat)
Lineage: Eukaryota; Viridiplantae; Streptophyta; Magnoliopsida; Caryophyllales; Amaranthaceae
Product: F-box/kelch-repeat protein At3g61590
Exons: 2
Coding region: 560-1768 (402 amino acids)
Molecular function (GO): protein binding
Source: RefSeq, a predicted model, not a curated record